Meriones unguiculatus (Mongolian gerbil) is the source of this 4780-nucleotide messenger RNA. RefSeq names its product GRB2 associated binding protein 1 (gene Gab1). The coding region runs from base 834 to 3008 and encodes 724 amino acids. The transcript has 11 exons. NCBI's taxonomy places the organism in Eukaryota, Metazoa, Chordata, Mammalia, Rodentia, Muridae. The record is from RefSeq and is a predicted model, not a curated record.
UGGAAGCGCUCCGGAGGAGUUUCAGAGAAAGUCUGGGCCGAAGCUGGAGGCGACGGAUCGUGGGAAGGGGAGGCGGAAAGGCUCGGAGAAGGAGGGCCCGGGCGCGGGCCGCGCCUCCCCGAGCCCGCCGCGCGCCCCCGGGAGGGGGAGGAGCGCAGGGGACCGGACAGAGGGGUCCCUCCCGGAGCAGAGCCGCCCCGCGCCUCGUCCGUGCGCCGGUCCCCGCCCUCGUCGGAGGCUGGAACGCAGACCCACCCUCCGGCCGCGGACCCGCGACCUCCCCGCCGCCCGGCGACGCCCCGCCGCCGGUCCCCGCGCGCCCUAGGCGGAUCGGGACCUGCCGCCGCGCCCUCUGCCUCCCGGACGCCGCACGCCUUCCCGGGCGCCCUUUCCGGAGCAGAGGGGAGGCGAAGAUCGCGCCCCGCCGCGCGCGGGCAUUGUGUCUGUGCGUGCGGCGCGGGGUCCGCGGCGGGGCGCGCCCGCGGGAGGUCCUGUCCCCCGAGGGGCGGAGCGCAGGGCGGCGAGCUCCGGUCCGGGCCGUGUCCCAGCCGAGCCCUGCCGAGGCGGCGGGACGGCGCGCCUGGCGGCCGGGAGGUGCACUGAGGAAGGCCGGCGAGUGCUGCUCCCCGCGGCGCCCGGUAGGGGUACGCUUUGGUCCACGGGUCCGCGGGAGAGAGGUUCGGUCGCCGCCACCGAGCGCGCGGAGCCGGGCCGCCCCGUCGGGGGAGUCUGCGAGGUCCUCUGGGCUGCGUGUGCCCGCCGCGCCCGGAGCGCGUCCACUGUGUUCGCCGACCCCUCCGGUGCCUGGUCCUCGAGCCCUCACGGCGUGCACCAUGAGCGGCGGCGAAGUGGUCUGCUCGGGAUGGCUCCGCAAGUCGCCCCCGGAGAAGAAGUUGAAGCGUUAUGCGUGGAAGAGAAGGUGGUUCGUGCUGCGCAGUGGCCGUUUGACCGGAGACCCCGAUGUCCUGGAGUAUUACAAAAAUGAUCACGCCAAGAAGCCUAUCCGGAUUAUUGAUUUAAAUUUAUGUCAGCAAGUGGAUGCUGGGUUGACAUUCAACAAAAAGGAGUUUGAAAACAGCUACAUCUUUGAUAUCAACACCAUCGACCGGAUUUUCUACUUGGUGGCGGACAGCGAGGAGGACAUGAACAAGUGGGUCCGCUGUAUCUGUGACAUCUGUGGAUUCAACCCCACAGAAGAGGACCCCGUGAAGCCGCUCACCAGCGCCUCACAGGCACCUGUUGACUCUCCAUUCACCGUGAACACAGCACCAGCCUCCACCCAGGUGGACGCGUCUUCGGUUGCGCUACCUCCUUCUUACCAGCUCAUCAGCCUCCCGCCACACCCAGACGCUCUCGGCCUCCAGGACGACCCACAAGACUACCUCUUGCUGAUCAACUGUCAAAGCAAGAAGCCCGAACCCACCAGAAGCCAUGCUGACUCUGCAAAGCCCUCCUCCUCUGAGACAGACUGCAAUGACAACGUCCCUUCCCAUAAGACUCCCGUGUCCUCCCAGAGCAAACACGGAGUGAACGGCUUCUUUCAGCAGCAGAUGACGUAUGACUGCCUGCCACCCCGGGCUGCCUCUGUCUCGGUAGACUCCAGCCUCUAUCACCUGCCCAGGAGUUAUUCCCACGACGUGCUGCCGAAGGAGUCUCCGUCCAGUGCCGAGGCAGACGGAGAGCUGUAUGUCUUUAACACCCCAUCUGGGACUUCCGGCGUGGAGGCUCAGAUGAGACACAUAUCUCUUAGCUACGACAUUCCGCCAACACCUGGGAACACUUACCAGAUCCCACGGACAUUUCCAGAAGGCACAUUGGGACAGUCAUCAAAGCUGGACGCCAUUCCUGACAUACCCCCACCCCGGCCACCAAAGCCGCAUCUGACUCACGACCGGUCUCCUGUGGAAGCGUGUGGCAUCCCGCGGGCAGCCUCAGACACCGACAGCAGUUACUGUAUCCCAACGGCAGGCAUGCUGCCUUCCCGGAGUAACACCGUUUCCACCGUGGAUUUGAACAAGUUGCGGAAAGAUGCUAGUUCUCAAGAUUGCUAUGAUAUUCCACGAACCUUUCCGAGCGAUAGAUCUAGUUCACUGGAAGGCUUCCAUAACCAGUUUAAAAUCAAAAAUGUGUUGACAGUGGGAAGUGUCUCAGGCGAAGAACUGGAUGAAAACUACGUCCCCAUGAAUCCUAACUCACCACCACGACAACAUUCCAGCAGCUUUACAGAACCAAUUCAGGAACCGAAUUACGUGCCCAUGACCCCUGGGACAUUUGACUUCUCUUCGUUUGGAAUGCAAGUGCCACCUCCUGCUCAUAUGGGCUUCAGGUCCAGCCCAAAGACCCCUCCCAGGAGGCCGGUUCCUGCUGCAGACUGUGAGCCGCCCCCGGUGGACAGGAACCUGAAGCCAGACAGAAAAGGUCAAAGUCCUAAAAUUUUAAGACCCAAACCCCAUGGUUUAGAGCGAACUGAUUCACAAACCAUAGGUGACUUUGCUACAAGAAGAAAGGCCAAGCCUGCUCCCUUAGAAAUCAAGCCUCUGUCCGAGUGGGAGGAGCUGCAAGCCCCGGUCCGGUCUCCCAUCACCAGGAGCUUCGCACGCGACUCCUCCAGGUUUCCCAUAUCCCCCCGGCCUGAUUCCGUGCACAGUACCACAUCAAGCAGCGACUCUCAUGACAGCGAGGAGAACUACGUCCCCAUGAACCCGAACCUGUCCAACGAAGAUACGAAUCUCUUUGGCAGUAACAGCCUGGAUGGAGGGAGCAGCCCAAUGAUCAAACCCAAAGGAGACAAACAAGUUGAAUACCUGGACUUAGACCUGGAUUCUGGGAAAUCCACGCCACCACGGAAGCAAAAGAGCAGUGGUUCGGGUAGCAGCAUGGCUGAUGAGAGAGUGGAUUAUGUCGUAGUGGACCAACAGAAGACCCUCGCCCUGAAGAGUACCAGGGAAGCUUGGACGGAUGGGAGGCAGUCCACAGAAUCUGAAACACCCACCAAGAGUGUAAAGUGAAGACACAACAUUGCCAGCCAACAAGAGCUGGGUGGAAAAGAUAGACGCCAAGUGAAGAUGCUUCUCCUCUCUCGGUGGAGCCUCAAGCAAGCAGGGGCAGAGAAAAGGACCUCUCAGACAUGUUCAAGCAAAUUAGAUUGUGAAUGGUGCUGUGUGGUAUUAAAUUUGUAACAUGUAAAUAACGUGGGGAAAUAGUGUUUUAGUUCUCAGAGAAACAUCUGUCCCUAGCUAACACACCUGUAGUAUUACUAUACUGAUGCACUUUCUCAUUUAAAACCUUGGUUUGGGUCUUCCCAAUCUACCUUAACAGAAUUCCCUUGGGAGUUCUUUUUGUCUCCUCACGCUACUCUAUAUAACGUACUAAGGAUUCUGGAAAUUCUAGUGAAGCUACAGGGCUAACACCAUUAAAACGAGAAGUAGGUUCCCAAAUCGCUUUUCCCUUUACGGUGGUAACCAUUAGCGUAAGCUAUAGAAUAUAGUUGGACUUGUCCUUCGUCGUUUUCCAAAACUACCGGGGAUAAUGUAUAUACUGCUGUCAAGACCCAGUUCUCUGGCUCAUGUAUACUUAGGUUUCAAUAGUAGAACUUUGUUGUUUUCUGUUAAUUACAGUGUUUAGUGUUCAUUGUGUGCAGGCUCUGCUGGGUAGGGUCUUGCACCUUUAAAAGACUGACUCUAGUUACACUGUUAAGCCCACAAUUCAUCCACGGCAUGGAUUGAUGAUCUGUUCUAACACUUGUCACAUGUAGUAAACAUUAUUUGCAAAAGGUAGAUUGUAUAACUAAUCAGGUACGUACAGGCCACUGAUGGGCUAAUAUACUGAUCAGGUUUAGACAAAGAACUUCAGUUCAGUUUUUGUUAGUCCUAAUGUUGGUUUAGAAUUAAUGAACCAGUUGUCAUUCACUGUCAGUUACAGCAACAUACUGUGAUUUUGAAUUAAUUAGACAGCAAUUCAAGAUUAUUACUCUUAUUAAUGAAAUUAUCUCUUUUGACACCGUAGUGCCCUUUCUAUGAUUUUUUUACUUAAUAUUCUUCUUGGCCUUAUAUUUAAAUCCCUAUGCAAUUAAUGUUUUAUAUAUGCAUUUUUUUUAAAAAAAGAAAAUGUCAUUUUAAGUGAUUCAUGUAUGUAGCACCUGUUGCUUUUAUGAGUAAAUGAAUUAAGAAUUUUGUACUGUGAUUUGUAUUCACUGCCCCAAUUCUCGAACUGUUGGAGCCUUGCUGUGCUGUGAAACCCUGUAUUCGUGAACGCCACCCAGCCAGAUCUCUGAAUCCACCAGGCGAGAGUGCAAGUCUCUCCCCUGCACCAGGCCAUCCCUGGUGUGGGCAUUCAGACCAUCAGUUAGCGGCUCUGAAGUCACGCCUGUCUGUCUUGGCUUAGCUGCCUGACUCGGGAAGCAGCUAGUGUCAUCCAUUGUUCAUACACUAACUUACGUACAAUCUCUGUGCAUUGGUCUGGCACUCACUAAUGGCUUGGGGUGGGUUCACAGAGAAUGUCUCUGAGACAGUGAGGCCUGUCUCCCUCCAUCCAGACCUCUUAACUGUUGCCUCAGUACACAUGUGCCCUGAUUUAUGGCCCGCGGGCCACAGACCUGUGCCUACUCUGUGCACUAUGCUGUUUUUCUAAGUCCACAAGCUGUGUUCUUAGCUAGGGGAGUUGUAGACUAGUAACAUCGGAUGCUUUUAAAUGUGCGCUUCUUUUUAAACAAAAACUAAAACCCAGAACUGAAUUUUGAGGUGGAUUUUUAAAUAAAAUUAAAAAAAAAAAAUUCUUUGAA